Stomoxys calcitrans (stable fly) is the source of this 5681-nucleotide messenger RNA. RefSeq names its product E3 ubiquitin-protein ligase lubel-like. The transcript has 7 exons. NCBI's taxonomy places the organism in Eukaryota, Metazoa, Arthropoda, Insecta, Diptera, Muscidae. Gene Ontology annotation, cellular component: LUBAC complex. The record is from RefSeq and is a predicted model, not a curated record. Gene Ontology annotation, biological process: protein linear polyubiquitination. The coding region runs from base 1 to 5529 and encodes 1842 amino acids. Gene Ontology annotation, molecular function: linear polyubiquitin binding; K48-linked polyubiquitin modification-dependent protein binding; zinc ion binding.
AUGCAAAUCCCCAAUGCGAGUGCAGCUUUUACUCCCACCACCACCACCAUGACCAACAAUCAGACACCUUCACCCUUCGAUUUGCCAGCAUCAAUGCCCCCCAACACCUAUGACCUUAGCCACACCCCCUUGCCAGAUAACUCCUCCAACUACAGUGCCGAUAGCAACAAGGACUUUGGGGCCAGUCCUCUGCCCAUAGACGAUUCGAUUUUGACCAACAAACAUGUGCUGAAAGAUCUUGAGGCCCUCAUCGGUACCAUGGAACAGAAUCAGCAGAAGCAGAGUGAACAUGUUUUGCGCUCCAUCAAGGACAUGAUACACAACCUAAGGCAAGACAAGUCCGAUAUGGAGGAUUAUGAUAUGGAAUCCAUGCGCAUACUAACCAAGAGUCCCAUUACCACUCAGAAAUACAAGCAGACUGGGGACAAAAAUGCUGAAGGUGAAGCUGAUGUUAAGAAUUUUGUGUGGCAGCAUAUUCAGGAGAUUGUGCCCAAUUUAGUGCAACAAGUGGAAAUGGAGCUAUUGGAAGACUCCCGAAGCCAGAAGGAAAACUCGAAUGAAAAUCAAGAAGAAGUGCUGGAGGAAUCGAACGAGGAAGCUGUGCCCUUGCCACCACCUCCACCACCCGUGGACCAGGAUGAGUUCCUAAUGGAGGAGGUUAUAAAGCCAAAUUUAAAAAAUGCUUCCAUCAGAGAGGAACUUCCACCUCAAUAUUUGUAUACCGCCGAAAUAGCCCCCUUCCAGUUGGCCUUUGACAAAGCUUUGCAUAGGGAUCAUAGGCCAGAGAUUAUAUUUGACACCUUGAGGUCGGCAAUCAGGCAAGUCUUUAAAAUGUUCAAGGCCCCCGAGGCACCAGCGCCAGCACCAGCUGCAGAGCCAAAGCCCUUGGAGAAUACGACGACUUCUACUAUGGAAUGGCCAGAACCUCCUCUGCCAACGGUGCCUGCAGCCCAACAGACUCGGGAAAUGUCCACAGACAUAGAGUUGCAAAUUCCUUUGCCCGCAGUGCCCAGCGUUGCCAAACUUCCAACGCAAACAAGUCCUAAGGUAGUAAACAAUUCUACUACAACAACUACUGCUGAUCAACCUUUGGUAGUGUUAGGACAAACUGUAAACCUCCCUGAGACUUCAGGGUAUAAUACGAGCUCUCCCCAAAAUCAAUCCCCAGAAUUAUUGCAACAUACAGCCACUGCAGUUUCGAGUACACCUGAACCACAUAAAACUGAAACUCAGGAUACUCAAACUGCCACAGGAGUUGCCUCUUCUGCUGUUAGGCCAGUAGAGCAACCCACAGAAAUCCCCUCAGCAGUCUUGCCAGAGAAAGACAAUACCUCGCAAGAUACGAAUGUUGUAACAGGAUCCACAAUGCCAGAGAACACACAAUACCAAAUCAUUCAAGAAGUGGAAACUAAUGCCACCAUAAUCCCCACAGGUAUGACAUUGGAAAAUACAAGUGAACAGACCCCCAAGGAUACAGAAAAAGUAGCCAAGGAAGGGUCAGUUGUUGAUGAAACUCCAUCGGUGGCCAACUCUGGCGCACCUACUUUAGAAACCAAGGAGGAGCAGGAAAAUAUUAGCCAGGAACCCAAGGCAGCAACACAAACGCCAAAUGCAAAAUCAACUUUGGAAAUCAGCGAAGAGGUUCAAACUACAAACUCCGCAGAAAUCAAGUCUGAAUCAGCUGAGAUACAAGACAAAACUUCAAACCAGACUACGAAUGAAAUACCGUUAUCUUCAGACAUCCAAGAGGUACAGCUUCCUUCAAGCCCCAAAGAUAUGGUAACACCUACAACAGAACCCCAGUCUACUGCAUUAGCCAGCCAAGAAACAGUUGAGAGUUCCGAAGAAGCUCCCCCCGCCAAUUCGGUCCAGUCUUCUUCCACCGAAUCCCAACAAACCAAUGUUCUCCCCCUAUCAACAAGUCAAUCUUCAGAAAUACCCACAAUUAAUGUGGAAGCUGAAACCCAAGUGCAAACCUCUACAAAUAAAAAACCCUUGACUGCUGGUAAUCAAAAGAAGACCUCGAAAAUUCCCGUACGCAGAACCAUAAGCAAUAACAGCUUGAUCUUGAAUUCCCCAAAGAACACACAGCCACAAGAACUUCCCAUUCCUUCUCCUACCAACGAUGAGGCCAGCUUUAGGUCUCUUACUCCCGAUGGCACUGAUCUUGCCGUGGAUGAUGUGGAGGACUCUGAAGAGGAAGAGCUUUACAGCUUACAAAGUGAUGAAUCGGAUAUUGAUUCUCGGGCCGAUGAUAUGGUUUCACCCACUGACACUGAGUCCCGUCUAUAUGAUCUCCAAUCGCCAACCAGCACCAACGAGAUGUUCUUAAUGAUCCACAAUGGCAUGGAAAGUGGCAUGGAGGAAAGCACCAUAGUACCAUCCACAAGCAGUUCCACAAUUCACUCUGCCAUUAGCUUUGUCUCCGGCCUAAAGUCUCCCACUGAAUUUAUACCCUCUGGGGAUCCCAGCAAGCAAAAUCUCUCGGAAUUGGUCAAGGACACCCAAAGACUGAUCCAGCAAAUGCGAGAUGAAAUACAGAUUGAAGAAUUCGAAUCCUCCACAGAUGAAGAUGACUAUACCGAUGACUACUACGAUGACUAUGAUGAUGAAGAACUGGGAGAAGAAGAAGAGUACUAUGAAGAAGGCGGUGAUGAGGAGCAGGGUGUUGAAGACGAUGAAGGAGAAUGGGAAGAUGACAUUGAAGAGGGAGAUGAAUAUGCGGAAGUCAUAGGUGAUAUGACAGAGGAAGAUGUGAACGAUGAUCAGCAGGAUCAACGACCUCAAAGUACUGAUCAAACUUCUGAACCUGGUCACAGAGAAGAACACAACACUUCUGUACUCUCGUAUACAUCUGAAUCAUCUACACACUCACAGUCCCAAACAUCUGAACAUUUUGUAGAUAAAAGCAUCAAUCCUCUCGAAGAAUCUAAUCAAAAUCUAACGAUUAAUUCUAAUCUUCCUGAAAACACAGCGUCUUAUGUAGAAACUGAGAGAAGUGAAACGGAAAUGCCAGUGGAGAUUGUAGUUGCUUCAGUAGACUCCAAGGAAAGUCCUACAGCCGCUUAUGUGGAGACAGAAAAUGCCUUGCCCGAGCUUCCAGUUGAAACGGUGCUGGAAGAAAACCUGCCAACGCCAACAGCAAUAACAGAAAGUGCAGUAUCCUCUGCGUCCGUCAUCAUAGAAUCUCUACCCCUGACCAUAGCAAAUGAAAUGGAAAGUGAAAACUCCUUGCCAGAGUUGCCAGCAGAAAUUGUGCUUUCGCCUGUGACACAAACUCUGCCCCUGCACACCGAAAACACCAUACCCGAAUUACCUGUGGAGGCGGUACUGCAGAGCACUGAGAAAAUCGUAGAUACCCCAAGUUCCCAGACUGUUAUUAACCAAACUACUAAUGAUUCAUCCACAUCCAUAUCAGCAUCGUCAUUGCCAACUCCAUCCAUUAAGGAUCAUGAAAUACCAUCGACUUCAAAUAAUGUGCCGUCCUCAUUGGCACCCAAAGAGGAAACGAUUCCUAACAAAGUACCACAAGAAUCAAAUCUGGAUGAGAAUAAGGCUUCAACAAGUAAACAGGCCACCAAACAAUCAAAGACCACAGCCUCGAAAAAGAAAGCCAGCGAAGAAGGCAAGACUACAACUAAAAAGGCUGCGGCAGCCAGUAAAAUCCCCAAACCCAAAGACAACCAAAAGGAGCAAAAGCCCAAAGCCAAAGAAACUCAAAAAGAGCAAAAGCUAAAAGAGCCAGCAGAAGCUCCUAAGCCUAAGGAGGCAGCCGCCACACCCAGAGAAGCACUUGCUCCAAAAAAGAAGUUACCCACUCGUUCCAAGUCUUUCUCUGGACCACCCACCCCCAUUGGCAUUACCUCGGUAAAGACCAUAACUCAACGAUUCCAGACUGUGCAGAAAUCCUCUAAUACACAAGCAGCCAAACCACCCACCACAAUCGCCCGAAAGCCCUCCAUUACCGAAGCCAUCAAUAAAUUGACUAAACCCUCCACCAGCUCUCAAUUACCAACUACCAGUUCUCUCUUCCGAGCCAGAACUCAACCUCGUAUACCAAAGAAGAAGUACCAUGAGACCUGCUUCUCGGACGAUGACUAUGAGACCACAUCAAGUGAGGAGGAGCCCGAGCCAUUGGAGAUAAGGCAACGCAAGAUGAGCGUACCUGUAUUCAGAGCUUAUCCCAGCCUGCAAGAGCCUGAAGAUGUUAAAACCGAGGAACUGGUGAAUAAGUUUGUGAAGGAGGAGUUAGUCAACACCUUUGCCGAAGCUCAAAUAGCUGCUGCUCUCAUCUCUAUGAAGUUUCCACAGGAUGUGUCUUUGUGGGCCGCCAAGGAAUGCAGUGAUCUGGAUCAUGCUGUGGCCUUGCUCAAACAAGAUUGUGAACUCUGCAGUGGCACAUAUGCUCUCAACGAAAUCGUAUCCAUGCUUAAGUGUACCCACAAGUGUUGUAAACAGUGUGCCAAAACCUAUUUCACCGUACAGAUAACCGAACGCAGUAUUAACGAUUGCAAUUGUCCCUUCUGCAAAAUGCCCGAAUUGCACAAUCAAACCGAAUAUGAAGAUGAUAACCUUGAGUAUUUCUCCAAUUUGGAUAUAUUUUUAAAGAGCAUUGUGGAGCCCGAUGUCCAUGAGCUGUUCCAGCGCAAGCUGAGAGAUCGCACUCUGCUCAAAGAUCCCAAUUUUAAGUGGUGUGUACAAUGCUCCUCGGGAUUCUUUGCAAGACCCAAACAGAAGCGUUUAAUAUGUCCGGACUGUGGUUCUGUGACCUGUGCCUUCUGUCGCAAAACGUGGCAAAAAGAACAUGAAGGCAUAUCCUGUGAGAAAUUCUUGGAAUGGGAGAAAAGCAAUGACCCCGAUGUGCCCGACAUAGGUGUACAGCAGCAUUUAGAACAGAAUGGCAUUGACUGCCCUAAAUGUAAAUUCCGAUACUCAUUGGCCAGAGGAGGUUGCAUGCAUUUCACCUGCACUCAAUGCAAAUUUGAGUUCUGCUAUGGCUGUGCCAAGCCCUUCAUGAUGGGUGCCAAAUGCACCAUAUCGCCCUACUGUGCCAAGCUGGGUCUUCACGCCCAUCAUCCACGCAACUGUCUUUUCUAUUUGCGCGACAAGCUGCCUGUUCAACUGCAGAUACUGCUCAAAAACAAUGGCAUCGCUUACGAUGUGGAUGCCGUCGAGACCAACGAUGAAAACGAGCCGAGCACCUCCGGCAGCGCACAAAAACUACCCGCCCUAUGUCCCAUUCCCAUACAAAAAGAGACUCCCAAUGGCCUGGUCGAUACCAAAUGCAAAAAUGAUGUGCCCGAAAAGCACGCUGGCAUGUGCAGGACCCAUUAUGUAGAGUAUUUGACUGCCAAGGUGGCCAAGGCCAAUAUCGAUCCUUUGCCCAUUUUCGAUUUGACUGAUUGUGUCCAAGAACUGCGCAGGCGUGGCAUUCCUUUGCCCGAUCGUGGUCCUUGGGAUACCGAUGAGAUCUACAAGACCAUGUGUGCGGAGGUGAUUCAAAAACAUAUACCCCUGGAUAUUAAUUAAAACCGGGCGGAUCCAAGGACUGUCUCAUUGCUACUUUUUUUUACAUAUCGACAUUAUUUUAUAGAAAAUCAUGUUCAUGUUUGUCAUUUGUUUGUGUCCAAAUAUUAACGUUUACAACUCCCUCAUAUAUAUGCAUAAUUAUUAUUAUAUAC